Stegodyphus dumicola is the source of this 1544-nucleotide messenger RNA. Its product is annotated as nuclear transcription factor Y subunit gamma-like. Gene Ontology annotation, molecular function: protein heterodimerization activity; RNA polymerase II cis-regulatory region sequence-specific DNA binding; DNA-binding transcription activator activity, RNA polymerase II-specific. Gene Ontology annotation, cellular component: CCAAT-binding factor complex; nucleus. The record is from RefSeq and is a predicted model, not a curated record. Gene Ontology annotation, biological process: regulation of transcription by RNA polymerase II. NCBI's taxonomy places the organism in Eukaryota, Metazoa, Arthropoda, Arachnida, Araneae, Eresidae.
UUCGCGUUCAUUCUCCUCGUGUAUACUAUUGCUGAAGAACAAUAUCGAGGAGUUUAUCGCAGAGUAUGUUGUAGUACGCUUUAUGUUAGCAAUACGAGAAAGGAUUUUUUUUUUUCUCAGAUUCAAAGAAUUAAAAUUUUUUAAUUAAAUCAUGUCACAACCAGAAACUUUCAGCCAGUCAAGUAAUACUUCCCAUGGUAAUACUAACGAAGCUCAACAAGUUUUGGAUGUAUUUUGGGAUAGAGAGAUGGAAGAAAUUAGAAAUCUGGGUGCAAAUGAUUUUAAAAAUCAAGAAUUACCUUUGGCUCGUAUAAAGAAGAUAAUGAAAUUGGAUGAAGAUGUAAAAAUGAUAAGUGCAGAAGCUCCAGUUUUAUUUGCUAAAGCUGCUGAAAUAUUCAUUACUGAAUUAUCUCUUAGAGCCUGGGUACAUACUGAAGAUAAUAAGAGACGAACUUUACAAAGGAAUGACAUAGCUAUGGCAAUUACAAAAUAUGAUCAGUUUGAUUUUUUGAUUGACAUUGUUCCUCGAGAAGAAUUAAAACCCCCUAAACGCCAAGAAGACAAUGUGAGAACAGCCGCUAUGCAUCCAGAUCAGGUACAAUACUACUUACAGUUAGCUCAACAGCAUCAAGCUGCUCUCCAGCAGCAGCAAGCUACAGGAGUGGCUCAAGGUCAACAAGCCCAAAUACAACAAGCCCAGACUCAGAUACAGCUUGUACCAGCAAAUGCAGCAGUACAACAGGUUGCUUCAAAUACUCAAGCCUUAUCUGUUCAGACAGGUUCACCAACAUUUUCUGUUCCAUCUGUUUUGCAAGUUCAAGCUGUACCUACUGAUAAUGCUCAACAGACGGCGCAGACUGCUCAAGUUCAAGUUCAGCAAGUACAAGUGCAAAAUGCACAACAGAAUUCAGCACAGCAAGUGUUACAACUACAGCAGCCAAUGGCAGGUCAAGUUAAUCAAGCAACUGGUGGUAUCCAAAUUGUUCACCAAUUUCUGAACAGCAAUGGUGAAAUACAGCAAAUACCACUCCAGUUAAAUCAAAAUCAACUACAACUGAUACGUAUGCAGAUGCAAGGACAGAAUACUAACCAACCUAUCAUUAUUCAUGCUGCACCUGUACAGCAAAAUGCAGCUCAAGUUCAACAGACUGCAACUCAGGUGAGUGCUGAGAACGUAUGGAAUGGGGUUAGUUCACAUGAACCCCAAGAGUUUAACCAGGGGACUGUGUUUCAACAAGCUAACCAACAUCUAACACAGCAGCAACAAGCACAGACUGUAUAUCAGAUACAACAAGUAGCUCAACCAUCUGGACAAGUUGCUACAACUGCUACACCUGUAUUCCUCACACAGGCACCUGGAGGGGGAACAGCAACAGUUCAAAUUCAAGCAGUUACUACUGACCAGCAUUCUUCUACAGAUGAAGAACAGCAACAGUCAUAGGUCAAAAGUAUACAAAAUAAUUGUCCACUGACAAGUGUUCCUGUACAUAAUAUGUGAAUUUUCUGUACCAAAAACUUUUUAGUCAAUAAAAGUGAUUUUAUAA